AUGCUCCAGUAUUUAGUGAAACUCACCUUAAAUGUGUUGUGCUUCCACUUUUGGAUCCAUCUCUAGACUUCCAUGUCUGAACCCAAGUCCAUGGAGUCCCUGGGUUCUGGCUGUGGUGUUCCAGCCCAGAGAAGCUCACAGCUGGGUCCAGAGAUGGUCUCAGUGAAGCUGGAGGACUGCAGUCAAACACUGGAACUCAAUGUGAUUGUCAAAGAGGAAUGGGAGGAGAGAGAAGUAAAAGAGGUGGAUGAGAAAGCAGUCAAAGAGGAGGUGGAGGAGGAGAGAGCAGUCAAAGAGGAGGUGGAGGAGAGAGGAGUCAAAGAGGAAGAGGAGAACAGGGAUGUGUCUACUCCAGAUCUAGAGGAAGAGGAGGAAGAAGUAGAUAGUAUCAGUGACCCAGGUAAGUUCAGGUGUGGAGUACGGAGAGAGGUUGGUGCCUUGGCGACCACAGGGGAUUCCCAAACUAUUGUAGUGCUUCUGUUUGCAUCAAAAGUAUUUUAAAGCUCCUUUCAAUGUUCCCUUUCUAAUUCUAACCCCAUAUCUGUCCAUAUUCCCACAGGAGAGAGCUCCAACCCAGGUUCAGACAGCGAUCCCAGUACCACAGCAUCAGGAAACCAUAAACACAGGCAGAGGAACUCAAGACGGAAACAUCACCACUGCAUGGACUGCUUCACUAGUUUCUAUGAGCCAGAGGAGUUGAGAAGGCACACUUGUGGGCCCCACCACUGCUCAGAUUGCAGAGGCAGUUUUAUUUGUCAAAUUCACCUGAAAUCACACCAACAGACUCUCAAAAGAAAGAAAACGUACCCGUGUGGUCAAUGUGGGAAGAGAUUUCAGACACCAAGCAGCUUGAAGAAGCACCAGCUUACACACACAGGAAAGAAGUUGUACCACUGCUUUCAGUGUAGGAAGAGGUUCCGUCGGGUAGACACCUUAAAGUCUCACCAGAGAAUACACACAGG
Molecule: messenger RNA, 962 nt
Organism: Coregonus sp. 'balchen'
Lineage: Eukaryota; Metazoa; Chordata; Actinopteri; Salmoniformes; Salmonidae
Source: the annotation of a GenBank genome assembly